Molecule: messenger RNA, 425 nt
Organism: Cajanus cajan (pigeon pea)
Lineage: Eukaryota; Viridiplantae; Streptophyta; Magnoliopsida; Fabales; Fabaceae
Source: RefSeq, a predicted model, not a curated record
GCACAGUUCUCAUCAUUUGUUGCACUUAGGAAUUUGAGCUGGAACGAGGUGCUUAGAAAGGGUACCAAGUAUUACAGUGAAGAGUUCAGCAAGUUCUGUGAUCAGAAAAUGAGUUGCAUCAUCACUUCGCUGAAUUGGACAAGGCCUUGGCCUGAACAACUCCUUCAGGCUUUCUUUGUGGCAGCAAAGUGCAUAUGGUUGCUGCAUUUGCUGGCAUUUUAUUUCAACCCUCCAUUAGGAAUUUUAAGGGUUGAAGAGAAUAGAAGCUUUGAUCCUCACUACAUGGAAGAUUUGGUUACUGAUAGACAAAGGUCACAAGGUUCUAGCAGGGUUAAGAUCAUGGUGGUGCCAGGGUUCUAUGUUCAGGAUAGGAUAUUGAGGUGUAGAGUUAUUUGCAGGCACAAAUCUGCACCCUAAAGUAAAAU